CUCUCUCUCUCUCUCUCUCUCUCCGUUCGUAGUUUUCUAGCUUUCAAGUUCUCUCUUUCUCUCUCUCUAGGAAUUCGACUUGUACCAGUGAAGAUCUACCUUUUCUCCAUUGAUUUCUGAAGCAGAGUAAAACAAGUCAUGGAAGGAAAAACCCUAAAAAGCCUAUCGCACAACUGUGAUGACGCAGUGUCCGAUCAAAAUGUGGGGCCAUCUUCCACUAGCGAAUUAGAUCUGACCCUAGAUACUGCAAACUGUGACGCAGCACAAGUUGAAGCAAAUAGUCAUUUGAUGGAAGAGCAUAACGGGUCGACUGAAACCCAAGAAGUGUCUUCGGAUCAAGAGCACACACUUCCGAUUCUGCAGAAAAUUGAAGAUAUAAGCAACAAAGUACAGAAUUUGAGGAAAGAUCAUACAGUUUUAUGCAGUGAAAUGAAAGGCAUCACUGCAAAUUCUUUUCCUGGCUCUGAAGUACUCAAUGUUCUCCAGUGUCUUAGUACUGAACAUGAAGUCUUGAAAAAGAAGUACCAUGAAGACUGCGAACUUUUAAGGAAGAAGUGCUAUGAACAGUGCUCUGAGAGGAAACGGCUAUAUAAUGAAGUGAUUGAACUUAAAGGCAAUAUCAGGGUCUUUUGCAGAUGUAGACCAUUGAACCAAGAUGAAAUCACUAAUGGGUCUACUUCUGUAAUUGAUUUUGACUCCUCGCAGGAAAAUGAGCUACAGAUCACUUGCUCUGAUUCUUCCAGAAAGCAAUUCAAGUUUGAUCAUAUAUUUAGACCAGAGGACAACCAAGAGGCUGUUUUUGCUCAAACGAUGCCUAUAGUAACCUCGGUGUUGGAUGGAUACAAUGUUUGUAUAUUUGCUUAUGGGCAAACUGGAACUGGCAAGACAUUUACAAUGGAAGGAACACCUGAAAAAAGGGGAGUUAACUACCGGACUUUGGAGGAGUUGUUUAGGAUGUCCAAUGAAAGGAGCAGUAUCUUGAGAUAUGAACUGUUUGUAAGUAUGCUCGAGGUUUACAAUGAGAAGAUAAGGGACCUUCUUGUGGAGGACUGCAGCCAACCUGCUAAAAAGUUGGAGAUAAAGCAAUCGGCAGAGGGAACACAAGAAGUCCCAGGACUUGUUGAAGCUCAUGUUUAUGGUACAGAUGAGGUGUGGGAACUGCUGAAGUCUGGAAGUCAAGCUAGAUCUGUGGGAUCCACUAGUGCUAAUGAGCUAAGCAGCCGUUCUCACUGCUUGUUACGAGUAACUGUCAUGGGGGAGAAUUUAAUGAAUGGGCAGAGGACUAGAAGCCACCUUUGGCUGGUGGACUUAGCUGGCAGUGAGCGCGUCGGGAGGAUUGAAGUCGAAGGUGAAAGGUUGAAAGAAUCCCAGUUCAUAAAUAAAUCCUUAUCAGCACUUGGAGAUGUCAUCUCUGCCCUUGCAUCUAAGACGACCCACGUCCCAUACAGGAACUCAAAGCUUACUCAUAUGCUGCAGAGCUCUCUAGGAGGAGAUUGCAAGACCUUGAUGUUUGUCCAGAUUAGCCCAAGCUCGGCAGAUUUAGGAGAAACCCUCUGCUCACUGAAUUUUGCAAGCCGUGUGCGUGGAAUUGAGCAUGGCCCUGCUCGCAAACAGACAGACCUCACUGAACUUUUCAAGUACAAACAACUGGCAGAAAAAGCAAAGCAUGAUGAGAAGGAAACAAAGAAAUUGCAGGAUAAUGUGCAGUCCUUGCAAUUAAGAAUUGCUGCAAGAGAACACAUCUGCAGAAGUCUUCAAGAGAAGGUCCGAGAUCUUGAGAACCAAUUAGCAGAGGAGAGGAAAACCAGACUGAAACAGGAAACUAGAGUUUUGUCUGCUGUUUCGUCUCACUCUUCUGCCUUGUCAUCUCUUAACCAAGCACAGAAGACCACAGGAGAGAAAAAACCGCCAUUGGGUCCUUCAAGACUUAGGCUGCCACUGCGAAGAAUAACCAAUUUCUUGCCGGCUCCAUCUCCUAUUGCUCCACCCAAAACCAGGGCUUCCCUUCUCCCAGUUUCAAUGGUUGACAAAGAAAAUAUAUCGAGACAAUCAAUGGCUGCGACCAAGGGAAAGACAGUUUUUAAACCAAGACGGGGUUCCAUUGCUGUGAGACCACCUCCUGUGACAAACCAGGUCGUUCAGCCCAAGAGACGGGCAUCCAUUGCGACCCUCCGGCCCGAGUCAACUGCAAACUUCACAACUCCACUCAAUAGCUCUACUGCUCGAUUGAGGAGUGACCGUGUGAUGGGUAGGCAAUCAUUUGUUUGGGAUCCACAAAGGUUAUGGCGUACCUCAAGGGUGCGCUCUCCAUUGCCACAGUUGAAGGAAACAUCAAGUGCUGCAACAGUACAGGUGACACCAGUUGGCCCGAGGAGCAGUAAGUUCAUGGGAAGCCCUCCUUCCCAGGCAGGUUCAUGGAAGCCAAAGCAUCCGACUGUUAUUGCACUUCAACGGAAGCAGUUAGUCUGGAGUCCACUCAGGUUGAGAGGCGUGAAAAAUAACAUGAAAUCGUUAUUGCCCUCUUGAUCACUUUCCGGUGAAUUCCUAAAAGACACAGUUUAGUUAACUUUCCUUUAUUUGUUUUUUUAUUUGAGAGGCAUGAAAAAUAGCAGUAAAUUGCAAAAUCCCCAUUUCUUGUAUUUCUUAUGUAAUGAAGCUUCUCUUUUUAUUGCUUGGCCUUCGUUU
This is a messenger RNA of Ilex paraguariensis (yerba mate), 2685 nucleotides long. NCBI's taxonomy places the organism in Eukaryota, Viridiplantae, Streptophyta, Magnoliopsida, Aquifoliales, Aquifoliaceae. The record is from the annotation of a GenBank genome assembly.